This is a messenger RNA of Mesitornis unicolor (brown roatelo), 1389 nucleotides long. Its product is annotated as phosphoinositide 3-kinase regulatory subunit 4-like. Gene Ontology annotation, biological process: late endosome to vacuole transport; autophagy of peroxisome; protein targeting to vacuole. The annotation marks the transcript as partial. The record is from RefSeq and is a predicted model, not a curated record. Lineage: Eukaryota; Metazoa; Chordata; Aves; Mesitornithiformes; Mesitornithidae. The transcript has 8 exons. Gene Ontology annotation, molecular function: protein serine/threonine kinase activity; protein binding. Gene Ontology annotation, cellular component: phosphatidylinositol 3-kinase complex, class III, type II; late endosome; phosphatidylinositol 3-kinase complex, class III, type I.
GGGAUGACUGAGGAGGAAGAAGACAAACUGUUAGCACUGAAAGACUUUAUGUUAAAAUCAAAUAAAGCUAAAGCCAAUAUAGUGGACCAGAGCCACCUGCAUGACAGCAGUCAGAAAGGCGUGAUUGACUUGUCAGCUCUGGGAAUAACUGGGAGACAAGUGGAUCUGGUUAAAACAAAGCAGGAGUCUGAUGAUAAACGUGCUAGAAAACAUGUAAAGCAAGAUUCAAAUGUAAAUGAAGAAUGGAAAAGCAUGUUUGGGUCCCUGGAACCAACUAACAUCUCCCAGCCAAUAACCAAAGGACAUGGGCAGGCUACUGAUCCUGAAGCCAUCCAGACUGGGAAGCCACUUCGUUCAGAGUCCUCAGCUGGCAUUUGUGCCACUUUGUCAUCCUCCCCACAGGCAUCUGAUGGAACAGUUGUUCAGCCCAGGAAACCGACCAUACAGGUACUGAGCAGUACAGCAUCCCCAUCUGCACACCAGUUACGCAUCACCACUUGCAAAACUGAACUUCAGCAGCUGAUCCAGCAGAAGCGAGAGCAAUGUAAUGCAGAAAGACUUGCCAAACAGAUGAUGGAGAAUGCUGAGUGGGAGAGCAAGCCUCCACCUCCAGGUUGGCGUCCCAAAGGAUUGUUGGUUGCUCACCUUCAUGAACACAAGUCUGCGGUGAACCGCAUUCGAGUCUCUGAUGAGCACUCCAUUUUUGCCACUUGCUCAAACGAUGGCACAGUGAAAAUCUGGAACAGUCAAAAAAUGGAAGGAAAAACCACUACAACCAGAUCAAUUUUGACGUACUCUCGGAUUGGAGGACAUGUAAAGACACUUACAUUCUGCCAGGGCUCACAUUACUUGGCUAUAGCUUCAGAUAAUGGUGCCAUCCAGCUUCUUGGUAUCGAAGCUUCAAAGCUCCCCAAGUCUCCUAAAAUUCAUCCAAUACAAAGCAGGUCCUUAGAUCUGAAGGAUGAUGGCUCUGUGGUAGAUAUGCAUCACUUCAAUUCAGGAGCCCAGUCAGUACUGGCUUACGCUACAGUUAAUGGAUCUCUGGUUGGAUGGGAUUUGCGAUCUAGCAGCAACGCUUGGACACUGAAACAUGAUUUGAAGUUAGGCCUCAUAACUUCAUUUGCUGUGGACAUACACCAAUGCUGGCUGUGUAUUGGAACAAGCAAUGGUACCAUGGCAUGCUGGGACAUGAGGUUUCAGUUACCAAUCUCCAGCCAUUCUCAUCCUUCUAAGGCCCGAAUCAGACGCCUGCUCAUGCAUCCUGUCUAUCAGUCCUGGGUAAUUGCAGCUGUUCAAGGCAAUAAUGAAGUCUCCAUGUGGGAUAUGGAAACCGGUGAUCGACGCUUCACUUUGUGGGCCAGCAGUGCACCACCUCUUUCAGAACUGCAG